AUGCCUACUAUCGAUCUUAAGGGUACAACAGGCACAAACACAAACCCUAUCACCUCUAGAACAUUAUACGGACGACAAGGAGUACCUCAAGAUCAGUCGAUAUGUGGAUUCACAGACACUAUAACUAAAACAAGCAUAACAUGUACCAACAAUACAUCAGAUGGACAGUAUCAUAUAUUAGAAUUUUUGUAUAUGCCAGAAAUAGAGACACUUCAAAUCUAUAAAUACAGUAACUCUAGCAAUGCAAAUACAUCGAUCAAUAUAUUAGAAUUUAAUAAUAAUAAUAAUAAUAAUAAUAAUAAUAAUAAUAAUAAUAAUAAUAAUAAUAAUAAUAAUAAUAAUAGUAAACUUUUGCUAACUCUCUCUUUUCUCUCUUUUGAUAUUAAUGUUAUUCCACCUUCGAAUCUUAUCGUUUAUUAUGGUGUUACCAAUACUUCAACCAGUAGAGUAUCUUGUUCCAGUUAUGGUGGUACUUGUGAUUUGAGGAUUGCUAGUGGAGCCACUAGCAAUAUAGUGUACUUAACAAUUGUAGGAACGAUGUCUCCAUUCCCAAUUACAACAGAAUUAGAUAUUCAAAACAAUAAUAUUAGCUCUAUUCCGAGUAUACCAAUGCCCAAAACUAUGAAUACCCUUAUAUUUGACCGCAAUCUCUUGACUGGUUUCGAUAUUGAUGUCAUCCUUUCCUCGAACCAAAAAAUCAAUUUACUUAGUUUUGAUAAUAAUCCUAAUUUUGUUGGCCCCAUAACACAAUCCUAUUGCAGUCAAAAGAUUAGUAUAAAAAACACGGCUGUUGUUGCACCAUUGCCAGAUUGUUUUUGGUGUUAUUACAAUUCUACCCCUCCUCCCAUCUUUACUAAUCUCCCAUAUCCAUCAGGAUUUGUUUGUAAUGUUUCAAUUGAUAAUGCAUCAAAUCUAUUUUUAACUAAAGGCUCUAUAGUUACAAUUACAGGUAAUAACUUGGGGUGGGGAGGAUCUGUAUCAAGUUAUAGUCUUGAUGUGAUUAAACCCAAUCGAGUGAUUGCUGUGAAAAUUUAUGACCCGCCACUUGUAAUCACUCCAACCACCAUUAAAUGGGCUCCUUUUAAUGGUGCCCCAGAGUCUACCAUAUCGGCACUAGAGGUUGGUAUUUCAUUUAGUGCUUUGGAUGUGUUGCCAACUUAUCCAACUCCAACAGUCUCGUUGGAUGUGUUUAUCAUCAACCAAAACCUCAACAACACUAUCAUGGUAGACGGCACCGUAUGCACUUUCACAAACUAUAAUCUCUCUCAAACUAGUUGUCCAACCAACACCAGUCUCUCUCUUGGUUCACAUCAACUCAAUAUUUCAAAUCCGUACAAUUCAAAUGUACUAGGGUUUAUAUAUUAUUAUCCAACCAUCGUUUCAGUGUCUCCUGUACCCUUCUUGUCAGGAUCAGAUAUUACCAUUAAAGGUGACUUUGGACAACAACAAACAAUCAGUUCGUCAAUAGUUGUUUUUAUAAACAAAGAUAUUGAAGUUUCACAGUGCGCUGUUAAAUCAAUUUCUUCGUCAACCAUUAUUUGUCGUUUGGAAAGACAAGUUGAAGCAUACCAAAUAAGAGUCGGAUUGAAUGGAUAUAAUUCAACUUACCCAUUAUCAUACCAAGAGUUAUGUCAACAAUCAACUAUCAAUUGUCAUGGUAACGGUCUGUGUAAUCAAGAUGGUCAAUGUGAUUGUAACAGUAAUGGUUAUUAUAAUAAUUGUGCAAAACCAUAUCCAACCAUUUCAUCUGGUAGUUUUAAUACAACAAACAACAAAAUAAUUAGUAUUAAUGGUGAUUUUGGACCUUAUGGGCAAUCAAACCCAUCAAUCAAGAUUAAUAAUACUUUGGAUUGUAUUGUCUUUUCGGUAUCACAACAAUUAAUCAUUUGUGAAUUAGAUCAAGCACCAAAUUAUGGAUUAUCAUCGGUUCAAUUACAACUUGAUUCUUUGGAUACAAAUGCAAAGGAUAUAUUAUAUCUUAGACAACCUGAUAAUGGAGGUAAUAAUGGUACGACAAGUGGAUCAACAACAUCUACUGGAGGACCAACAACAGAUACACCACAACAACAAUGUGAAAAACAAACAUCAAAUUGUUAUGGUCAUGGUAUUUGUGGUGUAAAUGGAAUAUGUCAAUGUGACAAAGACUAUAAUCAAGCUGAUAAUUGUUUUACAAAGUUUAUAAAUACAACGAUUACACCAAAUACAACCUCACCAACAGUAUCAUUUGAUAUUGAUGGAAUUGAUUUCCAAUUUGAAGUUGUAUCAAUUCAAGAAUUGGAUUUUGAUAGUAAUAUUGUUAAAGAAUUAUUUAUUUCAAAUUAUACUUGGAUUGUGAAUGCAUCAACCAAUAAUAUUACAACCGUCGUUGAUUAUCAAUUAAAUACAACCUCUUCACCAUCAACAGACAUAAACUCUAUAUUAUUCCCAUUCAAUCAACAACUUCACAUUAAUCCAAACUCCAUAAAGUUGGCUGUCAACGUAACAAAUUGGCAAUACUCAUCGAAUUUAGCAACACUCAGAGUUGUAUUUAGAACCAUCAUCAUCAACAAUCAAACAGUCCAAUACGAUUGUAACGACAAGCAAAUUGAUGCAUUAACAUAUGAUUCAUUGUCAUCAUUGCAAUACCUCAGAGUGAUCAAAGAUGAUAUUCAAUUCAAUGGUAGAUUUAUUGAUGUUGCAUUGUCUGAUGGUCGACCAACCUAUUCACAAACACAACUCAUAUCAUUGACACAAUCAACCAGCAAUGAAGAUGAAUCGAUUGCAUUGAUUGGUAUCAACUUACCACAAUGUCAAUCAUGUGUUCUCGAUCCUGAUUUCUCACCAUUAUUAAUUGACAAGAGUAAUGAUAGUGGAUGUGAGAAAUCAAAUACAUGGAGAAUCGUUGUUGGAGUUGUCGUUGGUGGAGUUGGUGCUGUUGCCAUUGCAUUUGUUGUUGAUCCUAUCCUCAUCACUGCAAAAGGUGAGUCGUCGGUCAUCGUCAUAACCUAG
Molecule: messenger RNA, 2988 nt
Organism: Cavenderia fasciculata
Lineage: Eukaryota; Evosea; Eumycetozoa; Acytosteliales; Cavenderiaceae
Exons: 12
Coding region: 1-2988 (995 amino acids)
Source: RefSeq, a predicted model, not a curated record